Messenger RNA from Strigops habroptila (Kakapo), 2510 nucleotides. RefSeq names its product post-GPI attachment to proteins 2 (gene PGAP2). Bases 40 to 915 code for a protein of 291 amino acids. Gene Ontology annotation, biological process: GPI anchor biosynthetic process. The record is from RefSeq and is a predicted model, not a curated record. The transcript has 6 exons. Lineage: Eukaryota; Metazoa; Chordata; Aves; Psittaciformes; Psittacidae. Gene Ontology annotation, cellular component: Golgi membrane; endoplasmic reticulum membrane.
AGCCCUGGCGGGGCCAGGGGAGCAGCGGAGGGUGUUGGGAUGAGUGAUCGAGAGCCCGAGCUGGAGGCGGGCUCCAGCCUUGAUAAACCACUUGUCCCAGCUUGCCCAGCCUGUGAUCAACAGCCUUAUCAUUGUGCAAGGUCCAUCAAGAUGCUGCAGGUGCCGCUGCCCCUGGACCGCGAUGGGAUCCUCUUCCGGCUCCGCUUCACCACGCUGGCUCUGGGGACUGUGUUCUGCCCGCUCUUUGGGUUCCUGUUCUGUGUGAUCUGGUCUCUGCUCUUCCAUUUUCGGGAGACGACAGCGACUCACUGCGGGGUGCCCAACUACCUGCCGUCCAUCAGCGCGGCCAUCGGAGGCGAGACCCCGCAGCGCUACGUCUGGCGCCUCUGCAUCGGCCUGCACUCGGCUCCCCGCUUCCUGGUGGCCAUCGCCUACUGGAACCACUACCAGAGCUGCCACUGCUCCCACCCGCGCUACCUGCGCCUCUGCCACUGCAACCUGCUGCUCAACCUGCUCGAGAACUUCGCCCUCCUCAUCCUCACCUACGUGUCCUCCUCUGAAAACUACGCAAUCCAUGAGAACGCCUUCAUCGUGUUCAUCACCUCAGCUCUGGGCCACAUGCUGCUGACCUGCAUCCUCUGGAGGAUGACGAAGAAACACACAGUAAGUCCCGAGGAGCGCAAGUCCUACAAGUGGAAGCAGCUUCUCUUCUUCUUCACCUUCAUCACGUUUGCAUUUGCUGUGUGUGUCUACUUCCACCACAACUGGUACUGCGGCCCCGGAGUGUACACCAUCUUUGCCUUCCUGGAGUACCUGGUUGUCCUCUCCAACAUGGCCUUCCACAUGACCGCCUUCUGGGACUUCGGCAACAAGGAGCUGGUGGUGAGCUCGCUGCUGGAGGACAAGCACUUCUAGCAGGCCGGGGGGGCAGAGCCCCUUCCCUCUCCUGUUGUCCCCAGGCUGGGGCCAGGAUGUUUGCUGUGGAGCCGCCACAAGGAUUGUCCCGGGGUCCUGGACCCCACAAGUGUCUGCACAUGGUCCCUGGCUGCACCUGGAGCUCUUGGAGCAGAGCGGGGGGCUCUUGCUGGGGACCCCCGAGGUGAUACCCCUGUCCUGGCUCCCUGCUGGCUACUGGGAUGGGCAGGAGGAUGGAGAUGGGAACCUGCUGCCUGUUGCUUUGGAGGAUGCUCUGGGCAGAGCAGGAUUUUGCUCCCAGGGCCGUGGGGGACCAGGCUGGCCCUGCCUUGGCUGGGUGGUCUCAUGGUUCCUCUUCCAGCCUUGGCCGAGGUCCUCAAAAGGAGCUGGUGACUUUUUGGACCUCGAGGCUUAAGGCAGCCUCGGGAGAAGGACUUGCUGCCCCUGCAUCUGAGGCUGCAGCCUCAAAACGGAGCAAUCCACAACCUUAACUUGUUGGGAAGCCAUUGUGCGGGGCUGGGGCAGAGCUGGCCCCACGAUGGAGCUGGGCCAGCUUCUUCCCAAGCCUGGGAUGAGCUCAGGAGCCACGGCUGGGCGCUGCUGCCCAUCCCCAUGCUGGGGUUGCUGGGAGGAGAACACCUUCAGCGGUGCUGGCCCAUGCACAGACUGCACAGGAGCAGAGCAGGAGGGCACGAGCGUGGGACACACGGGGUGCAGCAGACACUGAGAGCACCCACACGGACCCUGCCUGUGCCAGAGGCCCCCUCCAGUGAGCAGAGGGUGCUGGGCUCCAGUGCAAGCCCAGGAGAGCGGGCUGGUGCUGGAGGGACUCAUGGGGGUCCACAUGGCUUCCCCUGUGCCACAGGGCUUGAGAUGGGCCGUGCUGGGGUUCCGUGGUGCUGCUGCUGCCCUGGAGGAAGGUGCUGGUGGGCUCUGGGUGCUGUGGGGGCUGGCACGGGGGUGGUGCCGCCAGGUGCUGGGCUCCUCCUGGAGCUGCACUGCUGGAAGGCGCUGCUGCUGCUCUGGCUUGAGGGGCAAUGGCACAGGGGAAUCAGCCGCAUCCUGCACCGGGAGGCACCGGGAAGCUGGUGCUGUGCCUGGAGAGGUCACACAGGGCUCACUCCUGAGGGCUCCAAGGAAGAGGAAUGGGCAGGGGUGGCGGGCAGGGGGACAGUGCUGAGCCUCCCCACACCAGGAGCUGUCUUGAACUUGGGGAGCCUGGUGCUUGCAGAGCUCACCCCAUGCUCAGUCAUGAAGGUCCCUGCAGCGCCCUCCAUGUGAGUGAGUCCCUUGGGAUGUCCCAGUGCUCAUCCCUGUGCUCCUGGGCCUUGGGCAGAGCCUCCUCCCGCAGGAAGGAGCUGUGGUGCCCCGGCUGGUGCCCCGGCUGGUGCCCUGGCUGGUGGCCUGGAUGGUGGCCUGGCUGGUGCCCCGGCUGGUGGCCUGGCUGGUGGCCGUGGCUGAGCUGGGUCUGCUUUGGCGUGUGUCCUGCCGUGUGUGUCCCACCGUGUGGGCCGGGUCCAUGUACCCCUGGUGCGUGUCUGCGGGUCUGCCCCGCGCUGGGGCUGCGCUGGAAUAAAUCUCUGAGGAGUUUGUGA